This is a messenger RNA of Nicotiana tabacum (common tobacco), 509 nucleotides long. The record is from RefSeq and is a predicted model, not a curated record. Lineage: Eukaryota; Viridiplantae; Streptophyta; Magnoliopsida; Solanales; Solanaceae.
GGAACCCUAAUGUCUGCUCUGCAUAUUCAUCAGUCACUGGCUUACACUUCCGUUUCCAAAACACUUUGCUAAGACAGGUGAAGAGAUAAGCAAAGAUGUAUCUUCAGUUUUACAUUAACGAAAAUGGUGACAAAGUUUACACCACUAAGAAAGAAUCACCACUAGGAUUGGCCACACAAUCUGCUCACCCAGCCCGGUUUUCACCAGAUGAUAAAUAUUCAAGGCAAAGAGUGCUUCUCAAGAAGCGUUUCGGCUUGCUUCCAACCCAAAAACCACCUCAAAAGUACUAGCAACCGUUUGCUACAACCUAUCGUUCCUCACUCCUCAGUUAAAUAUAACUCUAUUGCUAGUUAAAACGCUCGUUAUGAUUCGAACACUCUUCUUCUCUUUAAGAUUGUAAUGUUAUCUCAAUAUAUUAGUAUUAUUUAGUUUCAAUCUGUUAGUUUAUUUGUCAAACCAAGCCAGCAACUAUUGCCUUUUGCUUCAAUGCUUUAGUUACUUUCCUUGCA